This is a messenger RNA of Salvia splendens (bonfire salvia), 1750 nucleotides long. RefSeq names its product beta-D-glucosyl crocetin beta-1,6-glucosyltransferase. Gene Ontology annotation, molecular function: UDP-glycosyltransferase activity. The transcript has a single exon. Lineage: Eukaryota; Viridiplantae; Streptophyta; Magnoliopsida; Lamiales; Lamiaceae. The record is from RefSeq and is a predicted model, not a curated record. The coding region runs from base 26 to 1405 and encodes 459 amino acids.
UUUUGCAGAAUAUCAUGAUAGAGAAAUGACUGAAAACGGAAUUCCAUCAAUGGAGGCUAAUCAAACUAUGUUGAGCAUUCUAAUGUUUCCAUGGUUGGGGCAUGGACAUGUAGCCCCUUAUCUUCAACUAGCCAAAAAUCUCUCAAAGAGAAACUUCAAAAUAUACUUUUGUUCAACACCUGUCAGUCUCGAGUCAGUCAGAGGAGCCCUUGCAAGGAACUCAGAUGGUGCCAACAUCCAUCUAGUCGAGCUUCAUCUGCCAUCAUCACCCGAGCUUCCUCCAGAGUACCACACAACGAAAAAUAUACCACCAAAUCUCAUUCCCCAACUCUUUGAGGCCUUUAGCCAGUCAAAAUCCAAUUUCUCUAACAUACUUUCCUUCCUAAAACCUGAUAUGGUGAUAUACGACAGAUUUCAGACAUGGGCAGCCACCGCCUCCUUGUCUCUAGGCAUUCCCGCCGUUCAUUUUGCACCUGGAGCAGCUGCCGUGCAUUCAUUUUACUACCACCUCGCGGGAAUGACGGACUCACCUUUCCCUUAUGAUGCAUUGUAUCUUCGAAACUAUGAAGAAAAGCCCUCUGCCAAUGCAGUCGUGUUAAAGGUCAUUAAGGAAGAUGAUCAACAUUCUGGAUAUGGUCAUUUCAAGCUAUCUCAAGACAUUAUCUUGGUAAAGACAAGUAGGAGUUUCGAAGGGAAGUACGUCGACUACUUAUCUAGCUUGCUGCAGAAAAAAAUUGUCCCUGUUGGUCCACUUAUUGUACAAGCCAUGGGUAAAGAUGAUGAUUCAGGGAUCUUGCAAUGGCUGAGCUGCAAAAACCGGUUUUCGACUGUUUUCAUCUCUUGUGGGAGUGAGAACUACUUGUCCAAGGAUCAGAUUCAAGAGGUAGCUAAGGGGCUGGAGAUUUCCAAGGUGAACUUCAUAUGGGUUGUGAGGUUUCCUCAAGGGGAGAGAGUUUCUCUAGACGAGAUGCUGCCAAAGGGAUUUCUCGACAGAGUGGGAGAGAGAGGCCGGAUUAUUCAAGGAUGGGCACCACAGGGUGGCAUUCUAGCACAUCCUAGUAUUGGUGCUUUUGUGAGUCAUUGUGGUUGGAACUCAACACUCGAGAGCAUUCAUUUUGGUGUGCCGGUCAUAAGCAUGCCUUUCAAGCUCGACCAGCCACUGAAUGCCAGGUUAAUGGUGGAGGCUGGUGUGGCUGUUGAGGUGGUAAGGGAUGGAAGUGGAAAUUUCAGUAGCCAGGAGUUUGCCAAUGCAAUCAAGAAGGUGAUUGUUGAGGAAGCGGGCCAAGAAAUGAGGGAGAAGGCUGCUGAACUGAGUGAGAAAAUGAAAAAUGAAGAUGAACGUGUGACGAAUGAAGCAGCAGACGAACUGAGGAAAAUUUGUUUGGAGCAUAAUCAGAGGAAGUAGUAACACCUUCUCAAAGAAGCUUAUGGAGUGAGCUUCAUAACAAUGUUAUCAAAUAAAUUAAUCAAUAAAUGAAUAAAACUAUCUGCUUUAGCAAAUGAGAGCUCUGCAAACACAACCUAAAAUCAAAGUCUAGAACAAUAGAUGUAUUUUUCUGAAGGUAUUAGAUGUAUUUUUCUGUAUCAUCUAAUAUCAUUGGCUGCAGCAUUUAACGGUUAAAAUCUAGAUUGAGAAAUCUGUGUUUAUAUACCAAAUUCCAAUGUGAUUUAAAUGGACUAAAUGAUCAGAUUUCUUCCAUCGCAAUCAUCCCCAAAAUUUGCGGGAAAUUCAAUCAAUUUUAUUCACACA